Molecule: messenger RNA, 2882 nt
Organism: Syngnathus acus (greater pipefish)
Lineage: Eukaryota; Metazoa; Chordata; Actinopteri; Syngnathiformes; Syngnathidae
Gene: rabggta
Product: Rab geranylgeranyltransferase subunit alpha
Exons: 17
Coding region: 133-1860 (575 amino acids)
Biological process (GO): protein geranylgeranylation
Cellular component (GO): Rab-protein geranylgeranyltransferase complex; cytoplasm
Molecular function (GO): protein binding; Rab geranylgeranyltransferase activity; zinc ion binding
Source: RefSeq, a predicted model, not a curated record
UCAUUUUCAUGAGACGGAAGUAAGCAAUACAUCGCCGAUGACUCUCAUAAAACAUAUUUCUUUUUAAAAUAUUCACAAGACGACAAGCUAAAGAUAAGAUACUGGGAAAGUCUUCUUCCUAAACAGUAAAAGAUGCACGGUCGAGUGAAGAUAAAAUCCACCGCCCAGCAAGAGGAGGAGAAAAAAAAGGAACGGGAGAAGAAAUUGAAGAUAUACACGACAACACGAGAUGCCUGUUUUACCAAGAGGAAGGACGGCAUUUGCGAUGAAGAGGCCAUCCAAUUGACCCAGCAGCUGCUAUCAUCAAACCCUGACUUUGCAACCCUUUGGAAUUACAGAAGGGAGAUCCUCAUGCACCAGGAGACCAUCAAGGACGAGAGUGAAGUGCAAAAGAUGUACCAGGCUGAGCUGUCUUUUCUAGAGUCUUGCCUGAAAGUCAACCCAAAGUCAUACGGGAGCUGGCACCACCGAAGCUGGGUCUCGGAACGGGCGCCUCAAAUGGACUGGGCCCGAGAGUUGAGCCUGUGCGACCGCUGCCUCGGCCUGGAUGACCGCAACUUUCACUGCUGGGAUUACCGUCGGAUGGUUGUGAAGAAAUCCGCCGUCCCCGUUGGAAAGGAGUUGGAGUUCACCGAUCGUCUCAUCGGUUCCAACUUUUCCAACUACUCCAGCUGGCAUUACCGCAGUACCCUGUUGCCGCUGCUGCACCCGCAAUCUCCCGAAUCGGCCCCCCCUCCGGACUCCUCGCCGCAGUCGCACUCCCAUCGCGUCUGUGAGGAGCAGUUGCUCAAAGAAUAUGAGCUUGUGCAGAACGCUUUCUUCACCGACCCCAACGACCAGAGUGCUUGGUUCUACUAUCGCUGGCUGCUUGGCAGAGCCGAGCGUGAAGAGAUGAUAAGUUGUGUUUUCAUUAGCCGGGAUGACGAGAGGGUGGCUGUUGCCUUUUCGAGGCCAGUCCAGGUGCAGACCGUUGGCCUACUGCUUUUCCUGGACGGUCAGCCGCUGAAAGUGGACUGGAGGAGUGUCCACCCACGAUUCAAACAUAGUCCUGUCUGGAUAUGCCAACUUCCCCCGGGAUCCAUCAGCGACAUCGCUAACGAACACAAUCUGGCGGUGCACUGGUCCGAGAAAGCCUCUCGUCGAGACUGCGCCCUUUACACCGGUCGAAAUGAGAGCUGGUGCCGCGAUUCUGCCACUGAUCAGGAGCUCUUCAGGAGUGAGCUCUCUGUGGAGAAGAGUUCCGUGUUGCAAGCUGAGCUACAAUCAUGUAACCAACUGCUCGAACUAGAGCCGCUCAAUAAGUGGUGCCUGCUGACCAUUAUCCUACUGAUGAGGGCUCUCGACCCCCUUGGCUACGAAAAGGAGACGCUCGCUCAUUUCCAAACUCUCAAAGAAGUGGACUCCAUGCGGACGGCCUAUUACAGCGACCUGUGCAGCAAAUUUUUGAUUGAAAACACCAUUUUGAAGAUGGAGUAUGCCGAAGUGCGCGUCUUCAGCAUCUCCAACAAGAACCUGACCACCUUGUGCCAUUUGGACCAGCUGCUCCUUGUCACUCACAUCAAUUUUUCCUCAAACCAGCUACGGCGCAUUCCCGCUCACUUCUCCAUGUUACAUUGCCUGGAGGUGUUAGAUGCUGAUAACAACUCUAUAGAGAAUUUGGAAGGAGUCUACCGCCUACCUAAACUGGAGGAGGUCCGCCUGAAGAAUAACAACCUCUCCACGCUGGCAGCGCUCCGACCGCUCGCCACCUGCCCCAAGCUGCGGCAUCUCGAUCUCCGCGGCAACCCCGUCGCUCAGAACGCCGACGCCGAGUCGCAUCUGGCGGAGCUCCUGCCUUCCUUGGCCUGUCUCCUGCUCUGAUGUGCCGACGGUGGGCGUUGCGACCAUCACUCAAGGAUGAUGCCGCCGUCGCUGCCGGCUGGUGUGCGAAGGAGUGAGUGGAUCUUUUUUUUUUUUUUUUUCUUCCCAAGUGUGCUGUCACUCCCACUUGUUUGGUAGAAAUGUGAUCAAAACAGCCCCCACUCGUCUGAAUGAAGGCAGAUAUCAAAACACCUGUAAUGAAAAAAAUGUGUCGUCCAUGUGUGUGUGUGCGCGUGUGUGCGUGAGUCAUCACUGUUUUUGUUUUUUUUUUGGUCAAAAUGUGCGAAUGAAGGUCUAUUAAUACCUCCGAGUCCAAAUGCAUGCUGCAACAGUGCCAAUAAUGGAACAAAUUGACAGUGUGUGGAUGGAUCAGCGCCAUCCCAUUUUAUAAGCUUUUAAGUCACUUAAAGCAACAGCAAGGAACAUGAUGGAACUCACCCAAUGUGGUGCGACCAUGUGAGCAAACCUCGCUGAGAUCUAGCCCCCUAAAAAAAAUAAAACUUUGCUUGACAUCAUCAUUCCCAAGAUUAAAACGCUGUCGGUGUAAAUAUUUAUCAAAAUGAAUGCGGUUAAUUUAUCAUGCACUUUGAAUAUCAACACUCAACAUUCAGUUUUGCACUCAGCUUCACUACAAAUUGUGGCGAAAUGUUUCAAAGCAAACAAGCUUCAAUGCUAUUAGUUGUUUUUUUUUAACUUAAAAUUCAAUACAGCUGAACCGUGCUUAGCAUUCCAAUCAAUUGGUCACUUCGAUCGGCAACCUAAAAUCACAACACUGUUUUUAACUGUAAUGUUAGCGCUAAUGUUAAUUGCUCAAAAACUAACAAUCCAACACCCCGAUACCAAGACAAAAAAAAUGAUAUCCGCACAUUUCUUAUUGUUGCUUUAACAGCCGCGGCUUAUAAGUGACAAUGGCGAGGUUUCCGACUUGUCACGUGUAUUUCUGGUGGAAAACUUUUCCUGUACUUGUCAAGUGACGCACCCAGGCCUCACAAAACAUUAAAGUGUGUCACUGUUGCCUUCAA